This is a messenger RNA of Ruditapes philippinarum (Manila clam), 1688 nucleotides long. RefSeq names its product ETS-like protein pointed. Lineage: Eukaryota; Metazoa; Mollusca; Bivalvia; Venerida; Veneridae. Bases 157 to 945 code for a protein of 262 amino acids. Gene Ontology annotation, cellular component: nucleus. Gene Ontology annotation, molecular function: sequence-specific DNA binding; DNA-binding transcription factor activity, RNA polymerase II-specific. The record is from RefSeq and is a predicted model, not a curated record. Gene Ontology annotation, biological process: regulation of transcription by RNA polymerase II; cell differentiation. The transcript is spliced from 4 exons.
AUUAUGUAUUACAUGGUUAAUGUAUAUUUAUAAGUUGCAUAUAUUUAUCUUGUUUUAGGUUAUAACAGUUCACCGGAACAAGUAUCACCUCCGGUGCAGACGAGUCAACCGCCACCUUUUACUGAAAAUAAAUGUCAGUAUCAGAUCUCGGACUCUAUGCAAGCAUUAAGCGAUGUAUCAGGUGGUUACGAGGAGAACUAUCAGAGCCUAGAAGAUAAACAUCCCGGUUACUAUGGUGAUCAGAGUCCUACAGAGUUCUAUCCAAAGAUGCAAGAACAGAAAUACCGACCUCCACCAUUGCAGAGUAUGUGCAGAGGUCAGUACAUGCCUCCCGAGGCUCACUCCCAGCCUCAGACAGAGAGUUACUUCGAGCCUCAUCAUCAGUACCCUCAGAUGGUUCCCAGCAUCAAGACUGAGAUGCCUUGGACCCAUCGUGAUUAUCCGGGCUGCAGGGACAUGAAUGGUACCUGGUCUCCUACUGAUCUCAGAACAAAUAUGUCGCGAGCUGGGUACCAUCCGUUACAUAAUUUAGGGGACAUGGGACCACAGUGUGGCGAGGGAAAGCCAAUGAUUCAGGCCGCAGCAUUAGCGGGGUAUUCAGGCAGCGGACCAAUCCAGUUAUGGCAGUUUUUGUUAGAACAACUGACCGACAAGUCAUGCCAGCAUUUCAUAAGUUGGACUGGUGACGGAUGGGAAUUCAAACUUUCCGACCCAGAUGAGGUUGCACGACGAUGGGGAAUCCGCAAAAACAAACCAAAAAUGAAUUACGAGAAAUUGAGCAGAGGACUCCGUUAUUAUUAUGAUAAAAACAUUAUUCAUAAAACAGCGGGAAAACGUUACGUGUAUAGAUUUGUAUGUGAUCUCCAAAGUCUUCUGGGAUACACACCGGAGGAAUUGUGGGAAGCAUGUGAUAUCAAGCCUCAGAAGGAUAAAGAUGACGAGUGAAAAGGUUGUGGGGGUCAUCCUAGGUCAAGGACAGUAUUUAGAAAUUAAGGUCAAAUAUGUCUGAACCAAGGUCGAAGGUGACUUGUUAGAGGCAGUUAGUUAGUGCCUUAGUAAUUCAUGUUCAAAAUUGAUGAACAUCAAUUAACUAUAGAAAUGGAAGAAGUAGCGUGAGAUAGAACGAAAGGUGUUUGCUGAAACACAUAGGGAGAGAAAAAAGCUUAAUAAUUUAAAUAAGGGCAGCAUCUUGCAUAACUAAUGGUGAUCAAUUUUUUAUUCUAUGUAAAAAUUGUUCUACAUGUAAAUUAUGAUUUGUAAGAUGUUUUAUAAAGUCAUGUACAGGCAGAGAGAGAGAGGAAAAACCUGAUGAAACAUGUAUCAUUUUUAGUGACAAAGGAUUAAAGGUCAAUCAUGGGAAAUGACCUUUAUAGGGUUUUUUUUGAAAGGUUGAGAGCGUUGCAUUUUUGAGUAUUGACUAAUUAAGACGCAUCAGGAUUAUUGUGGUGCGAAAAAAGCAACAACAUAUAUUGUGAUAUGAAUAAACUUUUUUUUUAUUUGUUACCUGUAUGUAUAUACUGAAGACAUUUAAAUGUUUAAUAUCUUAAUGUUUUCUUUUAUGUGAAAAAUGUGUUUUUAUAUAGAAAUGACUUACAAAAUACAGAAGAAAUGAGUCAAUUCCAUGGUUAUCUGUAUGUUUGUUAGUUACUGAACAUUAAUGUCCUUCCAUAUAUAGAAUGUUAAAAUAA